AUGCAUGCGGUAAAACAAGAUGAGGGAUCGAUGGAAUUUGCUUCAAACGAACUCAAGAAUGACAAAUCUUUUGUUAUGGAAAUACUAAAGCAAAAUGUAGAUGCAUUCGAGUAUGUGUCACCAGAGUUAAAGCGCGACAAGGAAGUAAUGUUAUAUGCGGUUAAGAAAAAAGGGAUUUUUCUGCGUGAUGCUUGUGACGAGCUCAAGCAUGACAAGGAUAUUGUCAUGGAAGCAGUUAAAACCAACUAUACGCUUGAGUACGUGCCACAAGAACUGAGGAAUGACAAGGACGUUAUGUUGACCGCUGUGAGAGCCAAUGGUGAUUCAUUACGAUAUGCCUCAGACGAUCUUAAAAAAGACAAACAAGUUGUGACGCAGGCAAUUAUCGACACUUCGUUUGCGCUACAACACGUUUCCCCAGAGCUCAAAAUAGACAAAGACUUUGUACUUCAAUUAAUCAAAAUUAGCGGGGGUUUCAUGACGCCUGAAUUUGUGCAUGAUAGAGAAUUUGUUUUAGAGGCAGUGAAACAACAUAGUGGCGUCAUGAAACACUUGCCAUUCGUGUCUCAGAAAGAUGAAGAAAUCUGUUCACAAGCCCUUGAAUCUCAUGGAUAUGUCAACAACUAUAGCGAUGAAUUGUACCGAAAGAGAUGGGAACAGUGUUAUUUUGGAGCAUUUCUAGGCAAACACAACCAAGAAUUGCCUUAG
Molecule: messenger RNA, 708 nt
Organism: Naegleria lovaniensis
Lineage: Eukaryota; Heterolobosea; Eutetramitea; Acrasida; Naegleriidae
Exons: 1
Coding region: 1-708 (235 amino acids)
Source: RefSeq, a predicted model, not a curated record